CCCGUAACGACAAAGCCAACAGAUCCCCUCCCAGUUCCUUUGCAGAGAUCGCGUUCUACUGAUCCGAGCCCGCCUCCCAUCUCCGGGGACGCAAGGCGAUGGACUGCUACAGCUGCCAAUCAGCAAGUGCGGCGACUGCCGGCCGGUUGCAGGUGUUCUCUCUACUUUGCGGCGCUUAGAGGAACCUCGCCUGGAAUCGGAGCUGCAGCUAAAUCCGACUGCGCGUUGCAGCAGCGGGCAAAAGAAGCAGCGCAGAACCUCGGGUGUCUUACAGGAAUAAAUAACUGGAAACAACUGGAAAUCAAGAGAUGGAGAAUAACAUAACAACCAUUUCUCGUGAGGAACUGGAGGAACUAAAAGAAGCAUUCAGUAAAAUAGAUAUUGAUAACAGUGGAUAUGUCAGUGAUUAUGAACUUCAGGAUCUUUUCAAAGAAGCAAGCCUUCCCUUGCCUGGCUAUAAAGUCGGGAAAUUGUAGAAAAAAAUUAUAGCAGUGGCUGAUAACAACAAGGAUGGCAAAAUCAACUUCGAAGAAUUUGUAUCAGUUAUUCAGGAACUGAAAAGUAAAGAUAUUAGCAAAUUCCGGAAAUCCAUAAACAAGAAGGGAAUUACUGCAAUUGGAGGAACAUCACCAAUUUCUAGCGAGGGGACCCAACACUCUUAUUCAGAGGAGGAGAAGGUUGCUUUUGUUAACUAUAACAAGGCUCUUCACGAUGACCCAGACUGUAAACACCUUCUCCCUAUGGAUCCAACAGAUGAUACUUUUAAGUCACUUGCUGAUGGCAUCCUCCUUUGCAAAAUGAUUAACUUAUCCCAGCCAGAUACAAUUGACGAAAGAGCUAUUAAUAAGAAGAAGCUUACUCCAUUCACUAUAUCUGAAAACCUAGAUCUUGCACUAAAUUCUGCUUCAGCUAUUGGCUGUACAGUAGUCAAUAUUGGAUCACAAGAUCUCAAAGACGGGAAGCCACAUUUGGUAUUAGGACUGUUGUGGCAAAUCAUUAAAGUUGGGCUUUUUGCUGAUAUAGAAAUCUCCAGAAACGAAGCUCUUAUUGGUUUGCUAAACGAUGGGGAAGAAUUAGAACAAUUAAUGAAACUGUCUCCAGAAGAACUCCUGCUACGUUGGGUUAACUACCAUCUGGAUAAUGCUGGAUGGAAGAGAAUAAGCAACUUUAGUCAAGACAUUAAGGACUCAAGAGCCUACUACCAUUUGCUGAAUCAAAUCACACCCAAAGGAAGCAACAAUGGAGAAACGGCGAUUGUUAUUGAUCUUUCGGGCCUCAAUGUAAGAAAAAAUGACCUGAAGAGGGCUGAAUAUAUGCUUCAACAGGCAGACAAACUGGGCUGCAAACAGUUUGUGACUCCUGCUGAUGUGGUUGCAGGCAAUCCUAAACUUAACAUGGCCUUCGUUGCAAAUCUCUUCAAUACGUACCCUGCCCUGCAGAAGCCCGAAAGCUCUUCUUAUGAUGUCAAUUUACUGGAAGGAGAAAGUAAGGAAGAAAGAACAUUCCGAAACUGGAUGAAUUCUUUGGGUGUAACUCCUUACAUUAACCAUUUGUACAGUGACCUUGCUGAUGCUUUAGUAAUCUUCCAGCUCUAUGAAAUGAUUCGUGUACCUGUACAAUGGAACCAUGUCAACAAACCACCAUAUCCUGCACUUGGGGGUAACAUGAAAAAGAUUGAAAAUUGUAACUAUGCAGUGGAACUGGGGAAGUCAAAGGCCAGAUUCUCAUUGGUUGGGAUUGGUGGUCAGGACCUCAAUGAAGGCAACCCAACGUUGACAUUGGCACUGGUGUGGCAGUUAAUGAGAAGGUACACUUUGAAUGUACUAUCGGACCUUGGAGGGGAAAAAGUAAAUGAUGCGGUUAUUAUUAAAUGGGUGAAUCAGACCCUUGCAAAUGCAAACAAGAGUACUUCAAUAACCAGCUUCAAGGACAAAUCCAUAAGCACUAGUUUACCUGUACUAGAUCUAAUAGAUGCUAUUGCGCCAAAAGCAAUCCGCCCAGAAAUGGUCAAGAGGGAAGAUCUUUCUGAAACAGACAAACUGAACAAUGCUAAAUAUGCUAUAUCAGUUGCUCGGAAAAUUGGUGCUUGUAUAUAUGCCCUGCCGGAUGACUUGGUAGAAGUGAAGCAAAUGGUGAUGACCGUCUUUGCUUGCUUGAUGGGAAGAGGACUGAACAAAAUAAAUAAAGAAGAUUUUUUUUACAAAUGUUUUCUGCCAUGAUAUACACAAUGAAUGCCUCAUUGUUUACAGACUAAUGGAAUUUAGUAGCUGUAAAACAGAGAUAAUUUAUAUAAACCAAUGUGGAGAUGUAUAGAGAGACUAUUUAAUAUAAGAAUUGUUAUAUUUAAGGUUUCAUCUGAAAAGUUUUAUAUAUCAGUAAUUUGUGAGCUAAUGUAAUGCAGUAAUCACCAAUAAGAUUACAAUGUUAUAUAGCCUUUUUAAAUGAAUAUGAUACAUGCUGUUUCAUAGUGCACAAAUUAUCAAGUGCUAUUUUAGGAACUGCUGUGAAAUUAAGUUUUUAUGUCAGUGUGUUAUUAACGUGUAGUCUGCACAUGAAAGACCUUGAAAGUCCUUGCCUUAUUAUAAGGGACUACCCAAACUCCUGUUGGAAUUUGGGCUUCAAAUUAAAAGCUUCUGAUCAUAAGGAUUCUUUCUAGGGAGUAAUUUUCAUUGCACUGAACGGGACUGACUUUAUCUAAGUAAAAACUCUGAGGUUCUGACUACUAAUUGAUUUAGGCUAUAAUCCUAAAGUCCCAUUGAAUUAUUUGGGGCUUACUUCUAGUAGACAUGGUGAGGCUUGCACUGUUAGUAAUCAACAAAAGUUUUAGUUGAUUAAUUGAUGUACAUUUUAAUUGUUGCGGGUGAAUUUAAUUUGCUGGAGUUGCAAGGUAAGAUCUUGGGAAGUGUAGAGGGGGUAGCUGUUCUGGUUCUAAUGUAUUUGGAAGUUAAAAAUACUAAACAAUGAGGGCAGCUGUAGCUAUAACACCUUGUUCCUUUGCCUUCAUUAAAAUACUAAGGUUGAGAUACGAGACUGGGACGUCCCUUAUCAAAAUCC
This is a messenger RNA of Lacerta agilis (Sand lizard), 3054 nucleotides long. It is a transcript of the gene PLS1, whose product is annotated as plastin 1. Gene Ontology annotation, biological process: actin filament bundle assembly; actin filament network formation. Gene Ontology annotation, molecular function: calcium ion binding; actin filament binding. Gene Ontology annotation, cellular component: actin filament bundle; cytoplasm; actin filament. NCBI's taxonomy places the organism in Eukaryota, Metazoa, Chordata, Lepidosauria, Squamata, Lacertidae. The record is from RefSeq and is a predicted model, not a curated record.